AUGGUUGCAAAAGAAGAUAUAGCAAAGUUUUUAUUAGGAAAAGGAUAUUAUUUAACAGCAUUAGAGUUUUAUCAAGAAUUAUUAGAAGAUGAUGGAACUGAAUUAGAAUCAUUAAAGCAAUACUUAUUUGGUAAUAAAAAUGACAAUAAUAAAAAUGACAAUAAUAAUGGUAAUGGUAGUGACUUUGAUCCAAUCAAAUCAAUUAAAGAAAAAAAUAAAAAAGAAAAUAAUAAUAAUAAUAACAAUAAUGAAAAUGAAUCAAUGAAAUUAAAAGAUGAUAAAAUAUCAUUAUUAGAAUAUGAAUUAAGACAAUGUAAAGAUGAUUUAUAUAGAGUUAAAGCACAAUACAAUUUAGUUACUACUAAUGGUAAAUCUUCAUCAUCAUCAUCUUCAUCUACACAACCAUCUUCUACAACUACUUCAUCAUCAUCAUCAUCAAUGAAUGGUGUAGCAUUAUCAAUAUCAGAAGAUGAUAAAGAUACAUUAAAGGAAUUAUCAAAAGAGAGAAUUAAACAACAUGAACUUAGAAUAUUGAAUUAUUUAGUAAAGAGUUAUUUAAAAAAGAAUAAUUAUACAUUAACAGCAGUUUCAAUGUCUGAAGAGAUUGAAGAGAAUUGUCAACAUUGGUCAGAUGUUAUCGGUAGUAAAGGUACACCUGAACCACCUUCAAUUCUAACUAUGUAUCGUUACUUUUUUGAAAAUGGUGAUGCUGGUAUUCAAGGUGCAUUAUCACGUUCAAUGACUGAAAUUACAAAACUUAAAAAAGAUCUCUAUGAAACUGAAUCACAAUGGAGAGAAUCAAAAAAAAAGUUACAACAAUUUCAAAAAGAAAAAGAUGAUUUAAUUUUAAAAAAUAAAGAAUUUGAAAAUAAAAUUGAAGAAUUUAGUAGAAGAGGAUUAUUAUCACCAUUAAGAUCAUCACAAACAUUACAACAACAACAACAAACAGAUUUAAUAUCAACAAGUAAUAAUAUAGCAUCACCACCAACUCAUCAAAAUGGUAAAAAACUAUCACCAAUAAUUACAAGUAGUAAUUCAACUAUAAAUGGUAAUGUUGUAAAUAAUGGUAUUGAUAUUACAAAUUUAUCAGUGAUGAGAAAAACAUUUAGAAAUUUAAUUGAAAAGAGAAGACAAACUGUAGCAUUUAGAAUCGUAUCGAAUAUGGAUGAUGAGAGUGAGAUUUCUGUUAGAAUAGCAGAGGAAGUUGAUAAGAUUAGAACAUUGGAUUCAGAUAAUCAAAGUAUAGUAAAGAUUGUAGCAGAUUCGUUACCAAAUAUAGUACCAGGUGUGUUGAUCAAUAAGAGAGAGGAGUUGAUACCAUUGAUAUUGGUGGUGAUCUCCAAUCACCCCGAUGAAACUGUACGUUUCUCAUUGACAAAGUUAUUAUUUAAUUUAAUAAAGAAACCAAACGAAGUGCAACGUCAUGUUAUAAUGAGGGGUUGCAUGGCGUUGGCUUCGUUCAUCGGUCCACAGCGUACAGAGACUGAAAUACUCUCACAAUGUUGGGAACAGCUCUCUGAAAAAUACCCAGAACGUAGAGUACUUGUGGCAGAUUCUUGCGGUUGUCUAUCACAAUUUGCAAGUGCAGAUUUACGAUUGAGUUUGAUUCUAUCUAUACUUCAACAAUUGGGUGAAGAUAAGAGUAGUCUAGUUCGAGAAAGUGUUGCAAAGAAUUUCGCAUUAUUGGUAAACUUUUUCGAUUCACCUGAUAAAUACAACCAAAUUGAAGAAUCUUUUAAAAAGUUAUUAUACGAUACAGAUGUUGAAGUUUCAAUUGCAACUAGAUUCCACUUUUUACCAUCAUUAGCGAAUUGGGCAGAUCUAUUGGAAUCAUUAAAUUCAAAAUUAACAAAUUUCUUAUUAACUGAAAUGUUAUCAAUUCUAAUUAAAUAUUCAGCACAAAAAGAUGAAUUUAAAAUUCCAGAACAAGAUACAUUCAAAUUAGAUCAAUUACUUCAAUGUUUUAUUGAUUUAAUACCAAGAAUUCAUCAAUCUGUCAUUUCUUCUUCAAUCUUUAUAAAUGAAAAAGAUGCAUUACAAAUUGAAAAUGAAUAUAAUAAACAAGAAGCAUUAUAUCAAUUUCAAAUUAAUAAUCAAAAUCAAAAUAAUAAUAAUAAUUCAACUACGACGACAACUACAACAACAACUUCUACAAAUACAAAUAAUUCAUCAUCAUCAUCAAAUUCAACAACAAAUAAUAAUAAUAAUAAUAAAGAUAAUAAAACAAUUGGUAGUAGUACAAUUAUAAAUUCAGCAAUUAGAAUUUCAAUUUUAGGUAAUAAUGAAAUUUCAAAACUACAAUCACAAUUUGAAAAUUAUUUAAUGACAACAGUUGGUAAUGAAGUUUCAUCAAGUGGUUGGCCAUCAUUAGAAUGGAUUUCAAAUGAUUUCAUUAAUAAAUUCAUUAGAAUUAUAUCAUGUAUACCAUUUUAUAAUAGUACAGUGAUAACAGGAUUUUCAAAAGCAUUGAAUUUAUUCUGUAAAACUUUUGGUACAGUUUUCACUAAACGUAUUAUAAAGAAUGCUUUCAAUAAAGAGUUUCAAAAAGAAUCAAAUAACAAUAGCAAUAGCAGUAGUAGCAGCAAUAAUAAUAAUACAACAUCAAUUAAAAAGAAUAGAUUAUUAUCAAUAUACACUACUGGUGCUUUACAAACUUUAGAAUCUUCAGAAUUUAUCACAUUCUUAAAGGAUUUAAUUGUCCAAAUUUCAAUGGAAGAAAGAGGUUGGUUACAUUCUGAUAUUCCAGCUCUUGUGAAAUGUAUUGAAUUACUUUGUGGUAAUGUUUUCGAUAAAAAGAAAGAUGUUUGUGAUUCUUUAUGUGAUUUAACUGCUAAUCCUUCAAAUCAAGUUAGAUCUUGUAUUUUAAAUUUAUUAAAUUUCAUUAUACCAGUAUUUAAACCAGAACAAAUUGGUCAAUCAGUUGUACCAUCAUUAAUUACAAUGAGUACUGAUCCUGAUCGUACCGUUAGAUUCGUUUGUUUAGGAACAUUAUCAAUUGCUGUAUCAUUUAUAAAUGAUGAUACUGUAAUUGAAAAAGUUGCUGGUGCAAUCGAUAGAAUUUUAGAAGAUAAAAAUCAUAUGGUUGAACUUGAAUUUGUAAAUUCAAUGUCGAGAAUUAUACCAACUGUAAAACCAAGAUUUAGAGAUUCAUUUAUUUUACCAAGAAUUAUUGAUCUAACUAGAAAAAAUAAUCAUAAUCCAUCAAAUCAACAAAGAAAAGAAAUGUCACAAUGUUUAUAUGAAUGUAUUAGAUCCUAUGUGUCAAUUACAACAGUACCAAGAGAAUUAAUUUCUGAACAAGUUUUACCAAUGUUAAAAUUAUUAUUAAAUGAUGCAUUAUUACAUGAUCCAACAUUUAAAUCAAUGGUACAAUCAUUGGUUAAUGAUUUAGAAUCUUCAAUUAAAGAAGAUUUUAGAAAUUCAAUUGGUGCAAAGAAAAAUACUUCAACCUCUUCAAAUAAAAUUGAUCCUCCAAAUAAAUGGGGUUUAAGUUGGAAACCAAAUAAAUAA
Messenger RNA from Dictyostelium discoideum AX4, 3510 nucleotides. RefSeq lists its product as hypothetical. Gene Ontology annotation, cellular component: trans-Golgi network. The record is from RefSeq and is a predicted model, not a curated record. Gene Ontology annotation, biological process: intracellular cholesterol transport. The coding region runs from base 1 to 3510 and encodes 1169 amino acids. Lineage: Eukaryota; Evosea; Eumycetozoa; Dictyosteliales; Dictyosteliaceae. The transcript has 4 exons.